Rubroshorea leprosula is the source of this 4739-nucleotide messenger RNA. The record is from the annotation of a GenBank genome assembly. Lineage: Eukaryota; Viridiplantae; Streptophyta; Magnoliopsida; Malvales; Dipterocarpaceae.
AUACACGAGAAUUAUACAAUUUCUCAGCCCAUUUUUUGAGAAUGAACAAGCAGGCAGCAUAAGUUGCAGACUAUCACGACAGCAGCACAUAUAACAAUAUCGGAGGACUUCUACACCUUUGACUAGAAGCGGAUCAAUUGAAUGCUUGACAUGUCAGGAAACCUGCUAAGCACAGCCUUCUUGGACAAGAGUACUCUGAACAGAUGGGCUAUAUACCCCUUCUAUUGGAGGACCAAAGAAAGCGUCCGUCAAAAACCUUGUUCCACGUCUAGGAUGGAGAGAUCGAGGUUUAGAGCGAGAGGAGCGGCGAUAGGGGAAGCUAGCGGCACCAGACAGCGGCAAGGGCACAGGCGUUGGAUUCCAGGAUUGGAUCACAAGAUUUCGGGGCAAGCUACGACUUUCUUCAUCUAUAAUUUCCCAGAAAACGUGGAGGUGAAAGAAUUAUGGUACAGGUUUCAGAGGUAUGGAAAAGUGAUAGAUGUUUUUGUGCCAAAGAAGCGCGACAAGUGGGGAAAGAGGUUUGGCUUUCUACGUCUACUGGGAGUACAGAAUGAAAAUCAAAUGGUUAGGAGGCUGAAUGAAAUAUGGAUAGACUCAUACAAGUUGAGAGUAAAGACAACAGAGGAUAGAAGUAAAGAGAGAGCAAAAGGCACAGGUACAAGGGGUAAAACACAGCACAGAGUUGACAGAUUGGUAAAACCAGGUCAGUCAUACGCUCAGGUGGUAAAGGGGAAGGAACAGAGGACACAAAGCUUACCGGCUUCUGUAGAAACACUGGGAGGAGAGGACAGGGCUUCAACUCAUCUGAAGAAAGGAACAAUCCAGACGAGGCAACAAAACGAGAAGGAGGAAGUGGAAUCCUGUCAAAUACUAAAGCCCAAAAGAAGUAGGGAGAAGGAUAGGGACGCUGAGUCUCAGGGAGAAUGUAUGGAAUUCACACCAACACAGGAAGAGCUAAAAUGGCUUGAAGGGGGCGGAAGAAGAGUGCUGCUAACGGAAAAAGAACCAGGGUAUUUGAUUGAGUUUAUGAAUCUCAACAAAGAGCUGUUUGAUUUGUGGUUUGAAGACAUUAAACCAUGGGACAAGGAAGUUCAGGAACGAAGCAGAUUAGUAUGGCUUCGUAUAUCUGGGAUUCCAUUAAAGGCAUGGACUGACAGAUGCUUUAAAAUGAUCGGAGAAUCAAUGGGCGAGGUCGUGAUGAUACAUGGUGACACAAAGAUGAAGUCAAUCUUGUGUGAGGGGAGAAUAUUAGUUAUAUGUUCUGCAGAGCAUAUGGUAGUUAAACAAAUCUCACUGAAGGUGGAAGAACAGAUGUAUGAAAUACAAGUGAUUGAGGAAGAAUGGCGCUCCGACCCAGACUGGUGGCUCUUAGAUGAUGACCGGCAAAGUGAGUCGGAAACGGAAUCGGAGUUUUCAUCCGAGCAAAAUGAGGAAGAUCAAGAUUUCGGUAAUGCAGGGAUUUGUUCAGAAGAUGACGUGAGCAUGGAUGAGGAGCAUUUAAUGCAUGGCAGUCUUCUGAAUUCAAAUUUUAAAAGUUCAAAGGAAGGAAAGGCAAGCUGGCAUGCAGAAGAAGGGGAUGCGGUCAUAGAAGAUGGUGCGAGUGGGCCGCCCAAGUCAAAUGGGCUGCUGGAGGGUAAGGAAAUUGGACUAAGGAGCAAGAGUGGGCUUAGAGGGGAUUCUAGACAAGAAGAGAUAAAGAGAAGUAAAGAGAGAGGGCCCAAGGAGGUUUUUGAAAAAGAGACAGCCACCCACCGAGAGAUUGCAAUUAGGGAUUCGAGGAGGAUGCGGAGAAGACAAAUAGAAGACUGCUACCCAGAGAGCUUUGUGGAAAUCCGGGCAAAAGAGACACACGGGGAAUUUUCAAAAACAAAGCUGAGACAGCAACAAAGAGCAGGAACUCAAACGAGUACAGUGAGCAAGGUAAAUCAGGUUGUUAGUGACUCUUUUUCUGAUGGGUGUAUAAUAAAUAGAAAUAGGUUGAUUCAUAGUGAGAUGGCCUUGCAUGAGGUGAGGACGAUGAUGAGCAUGGGUAAGAGAUUGGGCAUUCAAAUUCAAAAUAAUGAGGAGGAAGUGCAGUCCCGAUUGCUGGAAUUGGAGAUGAGGGAGGCUGCAGGGGAAGGCUUGGGUAGUGUAUUGAAGAGAAAGGAAGUGGGUAAACUAGUGAGAAUAGAACAACCGGAUUUCCUAUUUUUGCAAGAAACUAAGCUAGAAACAGGGGAUGAUGAUUUAUGCAGAACGAUGUGGAAUUCAAAUGAGAUUGACUGGGUGAUGAAGGAGUCGAUAGGAGCUUCGGGUGGCUUGUUAUGUAUCUGGAAUAAGAAGAAUUUUGCUAAGACAAAAGAUUUUACGGGUGAUGGUUAUCUGAGAAUAACAGGGGAGUGGGGACUAGAUAAGGUGAAAUGUAAUCUAGUGAAUGUGUAUGGCCCAAAUGAUAGACAGAAAAGGUUAAAGCUGUGGGAUGAGUUAGAGCACAUGAUCAUUGAAGAGGGAGGGAGAUGGUUGCUAGCGGGAGACUUUAAUGCCGUUAGAUGUCUUGAAGAAAGAAAGGGAAGAACUGGAGAGAGCCCAGAUAUGAAGAAAUUUGAUGAAUUUAUCCUGGCAGCAGGUUUAGUUGAUAUUAAAAUGGUUAAUAGGCACUUUACAUGGUACAGGCCAGAUGGUACAGCCAUGAGCAGACUUGAUAGAUUCUUGAUGAAUGCAGAGAUGUGCAGUAUGGGCGGAAAUUGGGUGCAACAGGGCUUGAAACAUUUCAAGAAGGUAAUUGAAGAAAAGUGGAGCGAAAUGGAAGUUGAUGGAUUCGCAGGAUAUAAAUGUAAACAGAAGUUAAAAGAGAUAAAAGCAUUUUUAAAGGGUUGGAAUAAGGAGGUGUUUGGAAAUAUGGAAACUCAGUAUGAACAAGCUGUCAAACAGAUAGAGCAAAUUGAUAUGAAGAAUGAGGAGAUUGAUCUGGACGAAUUUGAGAUUAUUCAAAGACAGGAAGGUUUUCAGAAAAUGUGGGAUAUCAUGAGGAGGAGAGAAGUGAUAUGGAAACAGAAAUCAAGAAGCAACUGGGUGCGUGUGGGAGAUGCAAACACGCGAUUCUUUCAUAGAGUAGCAAAUGGUAGAAAGGCCCAAAAUAAUAUCACAGGCUUAUUGCGUGAUGGCUGUUGGGUGGAAGAACCAGAACAGGUUAAGAAGGAGGUGUAUAAUUAUUUCAGCAAGUUAUUUCAAGGAGACACAUGGAAUAGACCAAAGCCUUGCGGGGUUAGCUUCAAACAGAUUUCUGCAGAGGAAAAACAAUGGCUUGAACGACCAUUCUCCAUUGAAGAAAUUGAGGAAGGGUUACGAAGCUGUGAAGGAUCUAAAGCUCCGGGACCGGACGGGUACAAUUUUAAUUUUCUCAAGUUUGCUUGGGAUAGUUUAAAGGAAGAUUUUAUGAGUUUCUUUGCGGAGUUUCACAAGAAUGGUAGAUUAGUUAGUGGGCUGAAUUCAUCUUUCUUAGCUCUAAUUCCUAAGAAGUUUAAUUCUGUGGAAUUAAAGGAUUAUAGACCCAUUAGCUUGAUCGGGUGUGUUUACAAGCUGUUAACAAAAGUGUUGGCCAAUAGAAUUAAAGCCGUGAUGCUGAGGAUUAUCAGUGAAACGCAAUCUGCUUUCUUGAGAGGACGUCAAUUAGUUGAUGGAGUGUUAGUGUUGAAUGAGGUCGUGGAGGAAGUUAAGAGAAGGAAGCAGCCGGCUUUUGUUUUCAAGGCUGAUUUCGCAAAGGCAUAUGAUUGUGUGGAUUGGUCAUUCUUGGAAUGGAUGAUGGAUCGCUUGGGUUUUGGAAUCAAAUGGAGAGGUUGGAUUAUGGAAUGCUUGGCGACUUCUAAGAUCUCGGUUCUAGUUAAUGGAAGCCUGACGGAGGAGUUCAAGGUUGGAAAGGGAUUAAGGCAAGGGGACCCUUUAUCACCAUUCUUAUUCUUGAUGAUUGGGGAGGGAUUAAAUGGAUUGGUUCAGAAAGCAGUGUCGGAGCGUAUGUUUAGAGGAAUAGAGAUUGGCAGGAAGGGGUUAGCAGUUUCUCUACUUCAAUUCGCGGAUGACACAGUCAUUAUGGGAAAGGCUGACAUAGAGAAUAUAAUCCUGGUUAAAACAAUUCUGCGAUGGUUUGAACUGAUGUCUGGUCUUCAAAUUAAUUUUAGCAAGAGCAACAUUUAUGGAUAUAAUGUUUCAACGAGAUGGCUUGAAGGAUCAGCAAGUAUGUUGCGAUGUAGAGUCGGAAAAUCACCUUUUAUUUAUCUGGGAAUGCCUGUUGAUGGAAAUCCAGGGAAUAGGAAACUAUGGGAAUCGGUGAUAAAAAAAUUUCGUGCUAAACUCGCUGUCUGGAAAGCUGCUUCGCUGUCCUUCGGUGGCCGCCUCACUUUGCUUAACUCGGAUUUGCGUAGGAAAAAUUGGGCACUAUUGGGGAAAUGGUGGCAUAGAUUUGGGGAUGGGGUAGAGAGCCUGUGGAAAAGGGUACUAACAGAAAAAUAUUACGAGGGCAAAGGGAAGGAGGUGGAUAUUAAGGCUAUUGGGAACUAGAGAGUAUCUAAGCUUUGGAGAGAUAUUAUUAGUAUAGGGGGGCGGUCGAUGAGACUACAGAGUAUGUUGGUAGAGGGGUUUAGAUGGGAAGUGGGUGAAGGAAAUCGGGUGGGUUUUUGGAGAGAGUGGUGGAUAGGGGGGAAAAAUUUAAGGGAUCUAUACCCAAGGUUGUACGCACUGUCUAUGAAUAAGGAGGGUAAUAUCUG